This is a messenger RNA of Vicia faba (fava bean), 285 nucleotides long. The record is from the annotation of a GenBank genome assembly. Lineage: Eukaryota; Viridiplantae; Streptophyta; Magnoliopsida; Fabales; Fabaceae.
AUGUCUUUGUCAAAUUUUGCUUGUUUUUUUUCACUUUUAACUUUUGACCAAACCCUAGUAGUCGUAUCUCUCAUUUCUUGUUCUCAUUUUUUUGCUCUGAUCCUAAUUCAACUCUCAAGGCGAAGCAGGAGCGAGGAGCUCGCGUCUUGCUCACCGGGAGAAUGUGGGGCGACUGGCAUGAAUUUUUUUUUUCCUUUUUUUAUGGCCUCUGAGUUUAUUUCUGUAGUUCACUCUAAUGAUAUCCCGCAUGUUGGCUUUCUUGUUGUGUUUUUAUUGGUAUUUUGA